UCAGUACUCGCAAUCACCUACUAAUAGAUUGACUACUUCUUCUGUCUUUUUUACUAUUGCUUUGACUUUCCACUUUCCAAUUCAAUAGGUUACAAUAAUAACUAGGCUACGCAUUGAAGGCAGCCGAAUGAUCCUGCACUAGCGAUACGUUGAAGUUUGUAUCUCAUUGCUUAUGACGCAAAGCUAUUAGAAUGUCUAGUUCACUUAGUAAGACCGAGGGUGAUAACACCGAGCCCAAUGCUGACCCCGGCAUGAAGGAAGAACAAGUGGAAGCUGCAACUCCACCGCCAAGAGCAAGUGAAUCAAACAGAAAUGGCAAGGAGAAGCCAGAGGACAUCGUUAUCUAUUAUUUUCCUACGUCAUAUUCAUCACAGAAGGUGCUUAUAAGUUUAUUUGAGAAAAAGCUCAAGUUCAAGCCCAGCAUUGUAAGUCUCUUCCACGGGCAGCACAUGGAGCCAUGGUACGUCCGUCUGAAUCCUAAUGGCGCUCACGUUCCUGUCUUGGUCCACGGAGAGAUGAUCAUCAAUGAUCCUGACCGAAUUAUUGACUAUGUCGACAAGUUACAAGGCACUAGUGGACCUCAGCUGGUCCCUAGCAGAUCUUCUGAUGUUGGUCAGAAAGUGUCACGCUUCAGAAGUAUGUUGAGCAAGAUUCCUGUGGAUGUCAUUUCCUACGGCAUCAUUUUCCACCCACAGUUGUCAGGGGGAAGGUGUCAGCUGCCUUUGGCCAUCCAGAGAAGUAUGAGAGAGAACUUUGCCAACCGUUUACGGUACUUGAUUACACUGUCCACUGUUUACCCCGACCUAAGAGAUUGCUACCUGGCCAAGAGUCAGACUGCUGCUGAAAAAUAUGACCUCAUCACCGACGAAGACCGUGUCAGAGGUCAAAUAGAUCAGCUGGAUGGCUUCUUGAAUUCAGUGGAGGAGGAACUCAGAGAGAAGUACGGUCUUGAGGAGGGUUCAAAGCAGAACCAGAUGUUCCUGUACGGGGAAUCUCUCACAGUGGCAGACAUUGGCCUCUACGUUCUCAUCACUCGCCUGCAGAUCCUGGGACUGCUCCCUCAGAGCGUUCCUUCGUCACGCUACCCGUUGAUCCAUCGGCACUUUACGCUACUCUCCGCCCGCCCUUCCAUCGGUAAAUUGCUGGACGAAAUGUCGAAAUUGCGAUAUACGCUGCUGCUGGAAGACAUCAAAGCUUCUGGUUCCUAUGUUGCCAUAGCCCUGGGGGCAGGUCUCGUUGUUUUAGCUGCUUAUUAUUUGGUUAAGAAACUGAAAAGGUAGAUUUAUUUUUUUCCAGGAGUCGGAACUAUUUUGGAGGUUGUGAAUGUAGACCCAUAACUUCGAGGAUUAGUAAAUAUCCAAGUCCAUCUGUUAAAUCAGUCUGUCUUUCUAUCAUAGUUACUUCAAGGAGUCGCUUUUUUUACAUCUUUUGGAGCAUGCUGCAUUAUGUUUAGAAAUACAUGCAAAAGUUGGAAUCAAAUGUACGAGAAAGAAAAAUGUAAAUAUAAGUUAAAAGCUUGAAAACUUGCUGCCUAAUAAAAAGCUCUUUUUCAUUCGUUAAAAAAAAUUCCUGAAAAAAGUGUUCAUCAACAAUGGUUUUAUGGUGUAGAAUUAGCUUCACAGAAAGCUGCAAGUCUAUCCAUACACCUGCGUCUCAGACUUUCAUGUUGUGACCAAAGUCGAUAUUAUGUGGUAUGAAUUGCAGUGAAGAAAAUAUUGGAUAUCCCAAACAGUUCACUGUAUGGCAGAGUGACUCACAGUGUUGUAGCAGUCUCAGGUUCAAACUCUAAAAUGAUUAAAGUUUUAAGGUGCCUAUAGAGCGACUUUAUUAUUUCUCUUUGCAUAUGUGUCAUUUUCAUCAUUUUUAAAGCUGUAAUAUUCUUCACAAGGAGCUUUGUUGAUGAGGAAUGUGGAGUUCUUGAUUAUACUGUUUUGUAUGGCAAACCUUGCUCUAAAUACCCCAAUUUUGAUGAUAUAGAAGCAACAUAUUAUGUUAGAAAACAAGACUUAUUUUAAUGUGUCAAAACAGUAAACAUUUACAAAUGCAAAGUGGGAAAUCACAUUAAAUGAAACAUAGUGCAGGAAUGAUCUGCUUUUUGCUUCUCUUGAAAAGUUGUGCUUUUGAGAUAUGAUUAUUUUUCUCCUCUCCCCUAGAUUUAGCCAUCAGAAGCAAGGAAGUUUGCUUAAGAGAAGACUCGAAUCUCUUAUACAUGAUGUAUACUUUUUUAUACUUUACAUGUAUUUUUAGUCUCUUGUUCAUCUCUUUUUUCUUGCUUUAUAAAUAUUUUACCUCUCAAGCUUCAUGUGAGAUUAUGCAUUGAAGCAUCUUCGCAUAAUACAUGCAAUCUGUUUUAAAAAAACCAGUUUCGUGUUAUCAUUGGGUAUUGUUGUGUUUGGAUGAUUUUUGCAUUACUCUUACUCUAGUUAUCUAAGCCAUUUUAACGAAAACUCCUUUACAGUUUUGAUUCUGUGAAAGACAACUUUAAGUUGUUUAUAUUCCUUUGUCUGUGCAAAUAAAAGCGAAGAAAUACAAUAGACUUUAUUUAAUACAAUGCAGUUUAAUGCAAAAUUUAUGUUAUCGCAAAAGGAUUUUGAAUCCCCUUUUUGUUCCACCUCUUUAUUUGAAGCAUUGCAACUUAAAAAUCUGCUUAACACAAAGAAAUCCUUUGGUCCCGUGAAGUUGAUGUUAUCAACGUUUUACGGUACCUUUUUCUGCUAGUCUGUUUCAAUUGUCAUAACAGUUUCUGAUGUAGUGGACUGUUAUUUGUCUUGAGUCUUAAAGAAAUGAUUGGUCCAAAAACUUUUGGAGGCAGCUUUUUUUACUUAAUUAUUCUUGCCAAAUAAAAACACCUCAAAGACUUUGAUUAUUUUUUUAAUUAGCAGAAAUAGCUUAGUCAAUAGUUAAAUAGAAAGUCAAAUGUACUGUCUUUGAUAUGUAAUAUAUACAGUUUUUACCAGUGAGAUUGGCAUGUACCAGCACUUGUAAUGUUACCUCCAGUUCUGGGGGGGGUUUUCAGUGUUUUUGGAGUUUUGGGUUAUUUCCUGAAAAUUGUCCUGUUACAUUUGAAAAGAUGCUGCAGAUUCUUGCAUGUGCAAUUCACUGAUCUUACAUUUGGUGACAUAUAUUUGUUAUUUAUUGUUAUUAUUGAGUAUGAAACGAUGAAAAGGCGUACACUGUAGAAAUAUGUGGAUGUAUCUGAUAGACCUAAGAAAAUGGCCCAAAAUGACCAGGUUUGUUUGAACUGCAGUAUGUUUGUAUAAGGUUUGAACUGAUAUAUCUAGUAUUAAGUUCUUUAGUUCAACUCUCGUUUUUUAAGGUAGUUUCAAUCCUUUAGCCAACCAAGGGAAAGGUUUGCCCAGUGAUGCCAUCGAUGGGCAAUGCAGGGAAAGGAGCACUUUGUCCCUUUUACAUCUUACUGGUACUUUUUCAGUGAUGCUUUUGUAUUGCAUGUGUCCUGAAGAAAAAACGAUUUUUGUCAUUCUAUACUUCUUGAGAAUGAAAACAAUCAUGAAACUUGCAAGUAUUUGUCGUAGAGGUGACAGAAAGGUUCUAUUGACUCUGUUGAUUGUUGAGAGCAGGUGGAAGGAGAGGGGGAGGGGGAUGUCUGAUCUAUGGAUCCAGAAUUAGCUCACUGGUAAUUGCUCACCCAUUUGUGUUUACCUCUGGUGUCAGUUGGCUUUGUUGACGAGCAAGACCUGCUCUGUCCAUUCAAUGUACAGUGAAGUCUGCUUGUAAUAAACUGGGAUGUUGUGAUAUUUCUCCUUUAUGAACUACGUACGGUACCUAGUUCUUUGUUCAAUGUUUUGCAUUUCCGUAUAUAUAGAAGUGUUCAAGUAAAUCUUGCAAUUAAUAUGAAAGCCUGUUUCAGUUAAUUAAGUCUACAACAAGUUGAUGCGUCUGCAGAUUUAUAUAUUAUUUUUUCUUUGUUGACAUUUAACGGGUGCUAUUAAUUGGUAAUUAUUGUUUUAACAUUCUUAUGUUGUAUUAAAACUUACAUUGCUUGUGUUCAAUUUUCCACAGUUGUCUUCAAAUUAGUUGUUUAACCCUCCAAGGUAGCUGGAGCUUUUGUUCACUAGCUGCUUUUGAAGUAAGAGCAGGUUUCAAGUGAUUCAAAGAAAUAAAUACAGAACAUAACUUUGAAAGGUACGCAGUGGAAAAUGGGAUGGAUUUGAUUUUAUGAACAGACUUGAGAUGGGUAUGAAGAAACUGAAUCAUUGUGAACAUCUUUUGACUUUUUUCAUAAGUUUUCAAACCAUUAAGAUUUACUUUUGAUACGAUUUUCUUUUCCAUAUACCAAUCUUUCAAUUAUCUGUUGAGAAAGGAAAAUGCAAUAAAAUUCACAGUUUUCCUUAUAAAAGCAUUAGAUGAAAGCCUUGUUUUUGCUGCGCGUGGCUUCAGUAAUUGUUUAUUUUUAUUACUAGCUUAGCAGUGAAGGCUCUGCCUUGUUUACACGUUGGUAACUUGUGAGAUACCGAAAACAAAACUUGUAUCUUUUCUGCUGCAUAAUAUAGCCUCUCAAAACCUCUUCUUAAAACUGAAAUGUUCAUGGGGUUUUUUUGGUCUUGUUCAGACCUGGUGUCUCCAUACAUGAAAACAGAAAUGAUAGCUUUGGACGAAGCUAAUUUUUAUUAUGUUAAUGCAGCGUCCUUAAUUUCAAAAGAAUGAUUUGAGCAUCAGAAGGGUUGCUGUUCUGUGGGCUGUCUCAAGGAGUGAUCUUCUAUGGGGUACGACCUUUUUGCCAACUUUUAUAUCUUUUGACCUUUGUUCCAUAGGUGUUCUGGAAAAAUGCAUGCACGACUGAGCAUAUGAAUGUAUAAAAUGUUUGCUUGGGAUUUUGUACUGCCACCACAUGGGCGGCAUACUUUUGCCUGAGACAUUCCUCACUAACUCAGAUACUCAAUUAGAGCUGGCUUUUAACAGACACAAUACAAGCUGAUAUGGUUGCUUUUGUUUAGAAUUAGAAUAGAUGUUGAAAGGAUAUAAUUAGGCUUUUUUGUUGUUGAUUUUUAGGAUGCGAAUAUGUUGUUUCUCAAUGCUUGUAACUCUGAACGAGUCUUUGUUGCCUCUUUGAUAUGUCUGUGUUGUUGAAUUGAAUUGACAUUUUGAAAAAAGUGGGCUUGACAAUGGCUACUAAUAGCCUAUCAAAAUGGUGUGUGAGAUGUGAGAGAAUGUGGUCGAUAUAAUUGUAAUGUACUCUAACUUCCAAGGGUUCCUUUUGCAGAUAGUGGUUUUCAACCUGAAAGUAAAAGGUGGUGUAUGUUCACAUGCUGACCAUUCAGUUUUCAGCAAAAGUUUUCAGUCUGGUGAAGAGCUGGGUUCCAAUCUAAUUUAUGACGAGUCAGCCUGAUAAUGGCUGCAUUACAUCAGGAACUGAUUAUUUUGACUUUAGUAAUACUGAAAGGAAGUAGAACGUGCAGAUGUUCCGGAUCCUUCACUAUUGUGAUCACUAGUAAAGUAGACGUGAAAUUAUAUUGUUAUCUCCUACUGGCUAAAUUUUUGGUCGUGUGUCGAAUGGUUUCCCUGAUCUUCUCACGUAAUGCCUGCUCUUUGUAGAAGCAACUCAACAUGUGCACUAAAGACUACAUGGUCUUAUUGUCAGUUUAUCAGUUCGUGACCUCCGUGCUUUCUUGUCCUAUCUCCAUUUUUAAAAUUUAAAAUGUGACUUCUUAAGCUCACUCUUUGUUAUGAUGAACUGUUUUCACUGUUAUUAAAAAUGGAGAUAGGACAAAAAGAAAGCACUUACGUCGAGAGUUGCUGGGCUUGUGCCCUUUGACCCACUGCCACGUUUAGGUGGAUCGAGUUCUCUGUCAGGUAAAUUACACCACGUAGGAUAUUGAAAUUAAAAGCCAAAGGAGGCCAUCUCACAGACAGGGGUUUGGACUAGGCAGGGAUCCAACACACAGUGAAGUCCGCUUUAAAAAGUUAAUCCAAGAUCUGCUGGACCAGCAGAAUUUCUUGUUUAGCUGGCCAGGUUUUCGAUUUAGAGAGGUUGCUCAAAUAGGAGAAAAAAAUCUGGGACUUAUUUUCUUUUGGUUCACCACUAUUUUGGGAUAAACUAUUUUUGGUUCAACUUCAAGUGGACUCUUCUGUAAUGUGGAUUUGCAGUAUAACACAGAGAGCUCGAAUUCAUUGAGACCAGCCUCGGUUGUUCGAGGGAUCCGUAGUUCUAGGUAUAUCUACAAAGAUAAAGAAGAAAAAAACCCAAGACCACAAGCACAGUACUGUUCGAAGGAUGCAUGAUUUCCAUGUCUUCUGUGUUCGAUCUAUCUGUGUUAUACUGUAUUUAAAUAAUAAUAGGAGGAUUUUGUUUGUUCACAUCAAGGAGAAUGUAGGAGACUACUGCUAAGGGAUGCCCCCUGGCUACAUCCGCUCUAAGCACAGGUGUGAAAAGUUCUAGUCAUUAUCACUCUUAAGUUUCUUGUUCAGUCUCCACAGUAAAAUUAGGUACCUCUUGUUGAAGCUUUACUGCCCCUACUGUACUUUUUCUAGAAUGUCCCAAUCGUUUUUAUUUGCGAUAUUCCAUUUUUUAUUUUUAUUGAUGGUCGAUGUUUCUACACACCAGUUUACUCACACUUUGCAUGUUGCUUACUGAUACUACGUAAAUGUGCUACAUACUUGGAAUGUUUUUUUUCUUUAGCUCAACAAAAUAAAGUUAUUAGUUGAAUUCAACUAG
This is a messenger RNA of Aplysia californica (California sea hare), 6673 nucleotides long. Its product is annotated as ganglioside-induced differentiation-associated protein 1. The transcript has 5 exons. The record is from RefSeq and is a predicted model, not a curated record. Gene Ontology annotation, biological process: mitochondrial fission; mitochondrial fusion. Gene Ontology annotation, cellular component: mitochondrial outer membrane. NCBI's taxonomy places the organism in Eukaryota, Metazoa, Mollusca, Gastropoda, Aplysiida, Aplysiidae. The coding region runs from base 192 to 1280 and encodes 362 amino acids.